UCAAACAAAUGUUUGAACCAACUCACCAUCUGUUUGAUGAAACACCGGAACGAGACACUGCCAGAGUCUUGGCUGCAGAGGAGUUGCGCAUCAUCGCCAUGACCUACUAUCCAGGUCCCUUCAACGACGACAAGUUUCAUGUUGAUGUCGAUUUUUUGGUCCCUCCAAAAUCACCGGAUUUCAAUCUUGACUAUGCCAAUAGCGUCAUGCCUCCACCAGCUCCUACCACUCUUAUAUCCCUUGAUAUGGGUGCACUUAUUGCUGGAGCAAAAUACCGGGGAGAAUUCGAAGAUAGGCUGAAAGCUGUUAUUAAAGAAGUAACAGAAUCUGAUGGCCAAACUAUCCUUUUCAUUGAUGAGAUUCAUACAGUUGUUGGAGCAGGUGCUACAAAUGGUGCCAUGGAUGCUGGUAAUCUCUUAAAGCCCAUUCUUGGUAGAGGAGAGCUUCGGUGUAUUGGUGCGACAACACUUGAUGAGUAUCGAAAGUAUAUCGAGAAAGACCCAGCACUAGAACGUCGUUUCCAACAAGUAUAUGUUGAUCAACCUACUGUUGAAGAUACAGUUUCAAUACUAAGGGGGCUGCGGGAAAGAUACGAGCUACAUCAUGGAGUCCGGAUUUCUGACGGCGCACUUGUGGAAGCUGCAAUUCUCUCAGAUCGAUAUAUCAGUGGGAGAUUUUUGCCUGAUAAAGCUAUUGAUUUGGUUGAUGAAGCAGCUGCCAAAUUGAUAGUGGAAAUCACUUCAAAACCUAUUGUACUUAAUGAGAUUAAUCGGUCGGUCCUUAAACUAGAGAUGGAGAGACUCUCUCUAAUGAAUGAUACAGACAAGGCUUCUAAAGAUAGGCUAAAUCGUCUUCAAGCAGAGCUAUCUCUCUUAAAAGAUAAACAAGCUGAGCUGACUGAACAAUGGGAGCAUGAAAAGACUGUAAUGACUUCGAUUCAAUCAAUCAAAGAAGAGAUAGACAGAGUGAAUCUUGAGAUCCAACAGGCUGAGCGGGAGUAUGAUCUAAACCGUGCGGCUGAAUUGAAAUAUGGCAGCCUAAAUUCCUUGCAACACCAACUUGAGAGUGCAGAAAAAGAGUUAGAUGAAUAUAUGAACUCCGGAAAGUCUAUGCUGAGAGAGGAAGUUACAGGAAAUGAUAUUUCUGAAAUUGUAAGCAAGUGGACCGGCAUUCCUAUUUCAAAACUUCAACAAUCGGAGAAGGAGAAGUUGUUGUAUUUAGAGGAAGUUCUUCAUAAACGUGUUGUAGGUCUUUCAGAUCCUCACCGUCCGAUUGCUAGCUUCAUGUUUAUGGGACCUACAGGUGUAGGAAAGACCGAGCUGGCUAAAACACUAGCUUCCUACAUGUUCAAUACAGAGGAAGCACUUGUGAGAAUUGAUAUGAGCGAAUACAUGGAAAAGCAUGUAGUUUCAAGAUUGAUUGGAGCACCGCCUGGAUAUGUUGGGGGAGGGCAGCUUACCGAAAUAGUUCGCCGUAGACCUUACGCUGUUAUUCUAUUUGAUGAGAUUGAGAAGGCACACUCUGACGUCUUCAAUGUAUUCCUUCAAAUUUCGGAUGAUGGAAGAGUAACCGACUCACAAGGUCGAACAGUGAGUUUUACCAACACUGUUACCAUUAUGAUCUCAAAUGUUGGAUCACAGUACAUUCUCAACACAGAUGACGACACUGCACCUAAGGAGUUGGCUUAUGAAACCAUAAAGCAGCGGGUAAUAGACGCUGCAAGAUCUAUCUUUCGCCCCGAGUUCAUGCAUAGAGUUGAUGAAUAUAUUAUUUUCCAGCCUCUCGACCGUGAGCAAAUAAAUAGCAUUGUCAGAAUACAGUUGGAUCGUGUGCAGAAGAGAAUAGUCGGUCGCAAGAUGAAAAUCCGUGUGACAGAUGCUGCCGUCGAACUUCUCGGAAGCUUAGGAUAUGACCCUAGUUAUGGAGCUAGACCAGUGAAGAGAGUGAUUCAGCAAAAUGUGGAGAAUGAACUUGCAAAGGGUAUUCUGAGAGGAGAAUUUAAGGAUGUGAAGCAUUCUGGCCCAACCAAAUUGGUUCUUUACUUCACUGGAGCUACCAAUAUUCUAUAUACUUUUGGUGGACAUGCUGUUACAGUGGAAAUUAUGCAUGCAAUGUGGAAGCCACGGAAGUUUAAGAUGAUAUAUCUAAUUGCAACUCUAUUUGUGAUGACAUUAACCUUGCCAUCAGCAGCUGCAGUAUAUUGGGCAUUUGUUCUAAAAGUGGUGAAGCAGUGUGUGGGCACUGAAGGUGUGGAAGAAGCUGAGUAUAUUAGACUUGGGAGACAUCAUCCGUUUAAGCAAUGA
Molecule: messenger RNA, 2303 nt
Organism: Vicia villosa (hairy vetch)
Lineage: Eukaryota; Viridiplantae; Streptophyta; Magnoliopsida; Fabales; Fabaceae
Product: chaperone protein ClpB3, chloroplastic-like
Exons: 1
Coding region: 9-2303 (764 amino acids)
Biological process (GO): cellular response to heat
Cellular component (GO): cytoplasm
Molecular function (GO): ATP hydrolysis activity; ATP binding
Source: RefSeq, a predicted model, not a curated record